AGUCGCAACGUGGACACCGUCGCUGGUAGACACGCCUAGCAAAACACAGACAGCAGCUGGCUAGCUUAGCAGGGCUGUUAGCUUAGUAAAGUAAUGUCAAUUUAGCCACAUCGCAGAUAACGUUAAUCCAGCUAUCUCCUGUUUGCAGACAAACAGACACGUUUUCCUAUUUAAGUGUAUGGAAUUGCGCAGUUUCCUUUUAUGUGCAGUUUAUUCGUGUAGCUGUGUUUGAUUUAGUUGGACAUAGAAGGGUAUAAGAAGUUGCAGUGCGUGAUUAGCUUUCUCCACAUAUGGCUAAUUUGUUCCGGAUGGCACAAAUGCACCUGUGAACGUGUUUUCUGGAGAACCUUUCAUGCAUGGAGGUAGCUGCGGGUGCUCUUGGAAAAACCCACGCAGAUCCAGGGAGAGGAGCCUGUUUGCAUUCCAGUGCAGGUGCAAGACAAUGGAGGUGAAAAUCGAAGAGCAGGACGAAGACAACACAUUCAGCAGCACUGACGCUAAUGGUAAACGGCCAGCUGAGGACAUGGACGAGGAGCAGGCCUUCAAACGUUCUCGCAACGCAGACGAGAUGGUGGAGCUGCGUGUGCUGCUUCAGAGCAAAAAUGCUGGUGCUGUUAUUGGAAAGGGUGGAAAGAAUAUAAAAGCCCUACGUACAGACUACAAUGCCAGUGUAUCAGUCCCAGACAGCAGUGGCCCAGAGCGGAUCUUGAGUGUGAAUGCCAGCAUCGACACUAUUGGAGACAUUCUGCUUAGAAUCAUACCAACUCUAGAGGAGUACCAGCAUUACAGUGGGAUUGAUUUUGACAGUGAGCUUCGCCUGCUUAUCCAUCAGAGCUUGGCAGGAGGCAUCAUCGGUGUAAAAGGUGCCAAGAUAAAGGAGCUAAGAGAGAAUACCCAGACCACCAUCAAGUUGUUCCAAGAGUGCUGUCCACACUCCACUGACAGAGUUGUCUUGGUGGGAGGAAAGCCAGAACGGGUCAUUGAAUGUAUAAAAGUUAUUCUGGAGUUGGUGUCAGAGGCACCAAUCAAAGGUCGUGCCCAGCCUUAUGACCCUAAUUUCUACGAUGAGACAUACGACUAUGGUGGUUUCACGAUGUUAUUCGAGGAGAGAGGAAGACGACCCAUUGGUGGCUUCCCCAUUCGUGUGCGUGGGGGCUUUGAGCGCAUGCCCCCCAUUCGUGGCAAUAGACCCAUGCCUCCCUCCAGAAGGGAGUACGACGACAUGAGCCCCCGUCGGGGUCCUCCACCACCGCUGAGCAGAGGUGGACGAGGGGGCAGCCGAGCACGAAACCUGCCUCUUCCCCCACCGCCGCCGCCAAGAGGAGGGGGAGACAGGUUCUCACAUGGCAGCUAUCAUGGCAGCAUGGACGACAGACCAAGUGACAGAAGAGGCCGAGGUGGAGACCGUUACGACAGCAUGAGUGGAGGCGGAUAUGACAACAAUUCUUCCUGGGAGCACUUUCAGUCUGGUGGUAGAGGCUCAUACAGUGAUAUUGGAGGCCCAGUCAUCACAACACAAGUCACCAUCCCAAAAGAUCUGGCUGGCUCCAUCAUCGGUAAGGGUGGCCAGAGGAUCAAGCAGAUCCGCCAUGAGUCUGGGGCAUCCAUCAAGAUUGAUGAACCACUAGAGGGCUCUGAGGACCGCAUCAUCACCAUCACAGGAACACAGGACCAGAUCCAGAACGCACAGUACCUGCUGCAGAACAGUGUGAGGCAGUACUCUGGUCGGUUCUUCUAGGAAGAAGGAAAUGAAGAAAAUUUGAAGCCAUGCUGCCAUACUGUUUGCUCCUUCUAUUCAGAGCCUACAUUCCUUUGCUUUGGGUAGAUGUGCCCCCUCCCCUCACUAUCACACACUACACCAUCUGUCUAUAAAUCAGUUUUUAAAAAAGUUUUAAAAAAUAUCUUAAGCUGUCAAACAGCAACCAAGGAGUAAACAACAUGUUUCUGUGCUGGUGUAAUUAUUUUUUGGAGAUUCUUGUGCAGUCAUUGGAGUAAACUCAUCUGUGUGAUAACUUUUGGUGUUAUGAGCCACCCCAUUUCAGUACAGCAUGCAGAAUGUAUCUUUUUGUUAGGAACAUUAUGUGAUUUAAAGUUUAUUUUUGCUUUUGUUUUUCCCCUCACAUGUUUAAGUGCACUCUUCAAAUGAAGUUGCAUAGUCUUGGAAUGGUUAAAGAACCAUUAAAUAAACUUUAGUUUACAUUUUACACAACAUUCAACAUCUUCUUCCACUGUCAAAUGAAGUGCUUAUUUGUAAGAUGGGCUUUAAUGGAGUAGUUUGACAAGCUUAUUCGUGUCCUGGUGUAAAGUUAGAUGAGAAGAUCAAUACCACUGUUACGUCUUUUAAAUCUGAAACUGCAGCCAGUUAGCUUAGCAUAAAGACUGUGGGGGGGCUAGACUUGCAAAAACUACCACAUCUAUAGCUCACUAAUUAACACUUUAUUUGUCAUUUCUUUAAUCCUGUACAAAAAGCAAAUUGUUUAAAGGUCAAUUUAUUGUUUUAGGGUUGUUAUGUAAUGCCUCUUGCCUGGCAACUGCUCCUAACCAAGAAAUGGUUUAAGACAACCCCAUGUGAAAUGAGUUGUUGUUGUUUUUAUCUUUUUUUUUUUGUAGGAAUUAAACAAACAAGAUUUAACAUUAAUUAGUGGGCUUUCAAGGUGCUGGUACUGCAGGUGGACUUUAACACAAGCAAGCUAGUUGUUUGCCCAUUUACAGUCUUUGUGCUAAGCUAACCGGCUGCUAGCAUAGUUAUUGCUAGCUUCAUGAGUAAUGGGCAGAUACAAGUGGCAUUAAUCCUAUCAUUAACUCUCUGCCAGAAAUUUAAUGAACAUAUUUUCAAAAAUGUCGUUCUUUUGCUUUAAGUAGGGAUAAAUAUGCCAGUGUGAUAUUGGGGGGGAGACAAUUUUAAGAUUUUAUUUUUAUUUUUUGGUUGAAAGACAAAGGGUUGUAUGAAGUGUGUGUGUGUGUGUAUGUUAUAUAACAUAGAAACAGUAACUUAACUGUUGUGAUUUCAUGAGUGUUUAGAUAGGCCCAGAAUACUUUCUACUUUAUUGGAAGGAGAUGGUGCCAUAAGACAUGUUUGGUAAUAUUUUUUUUUCUUCCCCUCUCUAUCUGUUAACGUGAUUUAUUUUCUACCACUCACCGUGAUGGACUCGCUGUAAUGCAGCCUUAAUAUCUGAUCUGUUAGAUGCAUUCACUCUUGCUUGUUUUCAUUUUUUUUUUUUUUUUUUUUAGUGAAAGGAUCUUUAGGCUAUUUGAGAUGCAGUUUGAGAAGAGGAGCGUACAGCUUUGUGAGUCCAUGAGUGGUGUCUUCUGUCCAGUCAUAUCUGUAACGUUACCUCUGUGUCUGAUAUCUAUAGAACCUGCAGGUGUUGAAGAAAUAAAAAGUCUGUAUUACAGUU
Micropterus salmoides (largemouth bass) is the source of this 3398-nucleotide messenger RNA. It is a transcript of the gene hnrpkl, whose product is annotated as heterogeneous nuclear ribonucleoprotein K, like. Lineage: Eukaryota; Metazoa; Chordata; Actinopteri; Centrarchiformes; Centrarchidae. The transcript is spliced from 16 exons. Gene Ontology annotation, molecular function: mRNA binding. The record is from RefSeq and is a predicted model, not a curated record. Bases 353 to 1738 code for a protein of 461 amino acids. Gene Ontology annotation, biological process: regulation of mRNA splicing, via spliceosome; regulation of transcription by RNA polymerase II. Gene Ontology annotation, cellular component: nucleus; cytoplasm.